Molecule: messenger RNA, 471 nt
Organism: Helianthus annuus (common sunflower)
Lineage: Eukaryota; Viridiplantae; Streptophyta; Magnoliopsida; Asterales; Asteraceae
Exons: 1
Coding region: 1-471 (156 amino acids)
Source: RefSeq, a predicted model, not a curated record
AUGAUUAUUAUUAGAAAUGAUGUAGAAGAAAUAGCAGGACUGAAAAAGAAUAUGUUCUCAAAGUUUGAAAUGAAAGACCUUGGGAAUCUCAACUAUAGGUCUAAACGGGGGAUCUCCAUCUGCCUAAAGAAGUAUGUCCUUGAUCUCCUGGUGGAAACCGGAUUGAUUGAUUGUAAACCAGUAGAUACUCCAAUGGUGGUGAACCACAACCUUCACAUGGAACUUAAUGGAGAGCUUGCAGACAAAGAAAGGUACCAACGACUCGUGGGGAAGUUAAUUUAUCUCUCACACACUCAUCCUGAUAUAGCUUAUGCUGUUGGAGUGGUAAGUGAGUUCAUGCACCAACCACAAGUUACCCACAUGGAAGCAGCACAUAGAAUUUUAAGGUAUCUCAAGGGGAUCGCAAGCCCUGGAGUGUUGUUCAAAACAAAUGAACAUUUAAAUGUUGAGCUCUACACUCAUGCACACUGA